This is a messenger RNA of Punica granatum (pomegranate), 948 nucleotides long. The record is from RefSeq and is a predicted model, not a curated record. Lineage: Eukaryota; Viridiplantae; Streptophyta; Magnoliopsida; Myrtales; Lythraceae.
AUGGAGGCAGGUUUGAGUAGCAUGUCUGCCAUAGCACCACUAGUAUUUGAUGGAGAGAACUACCAUGCAUGGGCUGUAAAGAUGGCAGCCUACAUGGAAGGCAGUGAUUUGUGGGAAGCAAUAGAGCAGAAUUAUGAAGUAACCUCUCUUCCUGACAACCCAACCAUGAAUCAAAUCAGGUAUCACAAGGAGAGAACCACCAGAAAAGCUAAGGCAAGGUUAUGUCUUUAUGUCGCAAUUUCUCCUAUUUUCACUAGAAUCAUGAGACUUGUUUCUGCAAAGGAAAUUUGGGGUUUUCUUAAAGCUGAAUAUGAAGGAGAUGAGAAAGUUAGAAGCAUGAAAGUGUUGAAUUUAAUGAGAGAGUUUGAGAGACAGCGGAUGGAUGAGAGUGAGUCUGUGAAUGAAUAUUAUGAAAAGUUGAUAAAUAUAACAAAUAAAAUCAGGAUUCUUGGGUCAAAGAUGAAGGAUGAGAGACUUGUGCAUAAAAUUUUGGUGUCUUUGCUAGAAAAAUUUGAAGCAACCAUAGCUUAUCUGGAAAACACCAAGGAUCUGUUUGAUAUUAAGUUGGCUGAGUUGCUAAGUGCUCUCCAAGCACAGGAGCAGAGAAGAAAUAUGAGGUGCAAAGGAACUUUGGAGGGAGUAAUGCAGACCAGGCUAAAGAUUAAUGCUAGAGAGAAAGGAAAGAAGUGGCAUAAUCAGAAGGGAAAUGCAGAAGAUUCAAAAGCACAAGUGAGGGAAAGAAGUUGCAGUGGAGUUGAUCAAAAAGAAAAAGGAAAGCAAUAUGCUAGUUACUCUCCCUGUCAACACUGUGGGAAGAAGGGAUACCCUUCUUUUAAGUGUUCGAGAAAGCCAAAUGUAAAGUGUAGAAGCUGGGGCAUAUUGAGAAAAUUUUUAGAGAAAGUGGUCAGAGGCAAGGAGGAGAAGCUCAAGUGGCAGUCAGGAGGUUGA